Molecule: messenger RNA, 1779 nt
Organism: Spinacia oleracea (spinach)
Lineage: Eukaryota; Viridiplantae; Streptophyta; Magnoliopsida; Caryophyllales; Amaranthaceae
Product: endoglucanase 8
Exons: 7
Coding region: 175-1695 (506 amino acids)
Biological process (GO): carbohydrate metabolic process
Molecular function (GO): hydrolase activity, hydrolyzing O-glycosyl compounds
Source: RefSeq, a predicted model, not a curated record
CUCUCCCUCUUUUUCACUAUUUCUAAGUAAUCUUCAUCCCUCUUAUAAAUAUGCAAAUAUAUUGAUAACAAACCAUACAUGGUAUGUACGUACGUAACACAUAUACACUGAAUAGGUUUCAGGUUCGAAUCCCUUCUUCAUAUUUCCAAUAGUCAUACAUACAGAACAACGACGAUGACGAUGGUGAAGAUGAAGAGAAUUGGGGUGGUGUUAGUUUUAAUAAUGGUGGUGGUGGUGGUGAGCGAGGCGGCGGCGGCGGCGAGGCGGCAUGAUUAUGGAGAUGCAUUGACAAAGAGUAUAUUGUUCUUUGAAGGGCAAAGGUCAGGGAAGUUGCCACCUUCUCAAAGGAUGACUUGGCGUAAGGAUUCUGGUCUUCGUGAUGGCUUCCAUAAGAGUAUUGGAGAGUCCCAAAUUGGCAUAAGACACAUUGAUUUAGUAGGUGGCUAUUAUGAUGCUGGUGACAAUGUCAAAUUCAACUUUCCUAUGGCAUUCACAACAACCAUGCUAGCUUGGAGUGUGGCCGAUUUUAAACCCUUCAUGGGCACGGAACACCAACACGCCCUCGAGGCGAUCAAGUGGGCGACCGACUACUUCUUAAAAUGCACCCGUAUGCCGGGGGUUGUGUUUGCGCAAGUUGGAGAGGGUUUCUCUGAUCACAACUGUUGGCAAAGGCCGGAGGACAUGGACACAUUGCGGACCCCCUUCGCCGUUAGCAAGAAGUUUCCCGGGUCAGAGGUUUCUGCCGAAAUGGCCGCUGCGUUGGCGGCUUCUUCCAUUGUCAUGAGGACUUCUAACCGGACGUACGCCGCACGUCUUCUUAGUCGAGCGAAAACGGUUUUUGAUUUUGCAAAUACAUACCAAGGCUCUUACAAUGCUACACUUGGAAAGUGGGUUUGUUCUUUUUACUGCGAUUACAGUGGUUAUCAGGAUGAAUUGUUAUGGGCAGCAACUUGGCUAUUCAGAGCAUCAAAAUUACCAUAUUACUCAAAUUAUGUGCUAAAUAACAUCCACAAACUAGAUCCACCAUACAAUGGUGGUAACUUUGCUGAAUUUGGAUGGGAUGCUAAGCAUGCUGGCAUUCACAUACUUGUUUCUAAGUUGGGGUUUGCUAACCAUCUUCAACCUAACCCAUUCCUUAUCAAUGCUGAGAAAUUUGUAUGCUCGGUGUUGCCUGAGUCUCCAACGCCCAAAUCGGUCUCGUAUAGUCCAGGUGGACUUUUGUUCAAAGCAGGUGGAAGUAACAUACAACAUUCUACUGCAAUUUCAUUUUUACUUUUGGUUCAUGCCCGUUUUACUAGUGGUUCAAAAAGAACCAUCCAAUGUGGUAAUGUUGCCGUCAAGCCCAACAGACUGGCCCAAGUUGCAAAACGUCAGGUGGACUAUAUACUGGGAGACAAUCCAUUGAACAUGUCAUACAUGGUAGGAUAUGGCAAAAAAUAUCCUCAAAGGAUACAUCAUAGAGCCUCAUCUUUGCCUUCCAUUAAUGCAUAUCCUAGGAAACUUCAAUGUCAAGGAGGAACUUCCUACUUCUUUAGUAGUAAACCUAACCCUAAUAUUUUAGUAGGCGCGGUUGUUGGUGGACCGGAUAUCAACGACAGAUAUUCGGAUUCUCGAGCUGAUUUUCCUCAUUCCGAACCGGCUACUUACAUUAAUGCACCUCUUGUAGGGCUUUUAGCUUUUUAUAAAGACCACUAAGUCAUAUUGAUGUAAUUUAUUCAUAUAAAUAUAUUUUUUGUACAUACCAUUGUUUAGUUUAAUCCUUCAUUUUAUUCUCUCAAA